This is a messenger RNA of Phaethon lepturus (White-tailed tropicbird), 1449 nucleotides long. RefSeq names its product kinesin-like protein KIF13B. The transcript has 11 exons. Gene Ontology annotation, molecular function: microtubule binding; microtubule motor activity; ATP hydrolysis activity. The record is from RefSeq and is a predicted model, not a curated record. Gene Ontology annotation, biological process: cytoskeleton-dependent intracellular transport; microtubule-based movement. NCBI's taxonomy places the organism in Eukaryota, Metazoa, Chordata, Aves, Phaethontiformes, Phaethontidae. Gene Ontology annotation, cellular component: microtubule; kinesin complex. The annotation marks the transcript as partial.
AUGCUGUUGCUCGGUGUUCACCUCGUGGGCUGUGAGAUGGACUGUAGCAAUGCACCGUACUGGGGCACGGAGCCUCCUCUAAACACCCGGCGCUUCCAGCCUGUGUUUGCAGCUAUGCAGGCUGCUCUGGGUGCUGUAUCCCUGUAUCUAGUCAUCUCCCAUGGGAUUUCAAAUCAGGCUUACAAUCUUUUCACGGGUUUCUGGGUCCAGCUAUCGCAGCACGCAGCUGCAGCAUUGGUGGGUUCCCUUUGGUUUUCUUUUGUCUCUCUUUUUCUUACCCCAACCCUAUACCAAAUCCUUUCUGCUUCUGGUGCUUCGGGGAACAGUAGGAGCCAACCAAAGGUGUUUGCUUACGAUCACUGCUUUUGGUCUAUGGAUGAAUCUGUCAAAGAAAAAUAUGCAGGUCAAGAUGUUGUUUUCAAGUGCCUUGGAGAGAAUAUUCUUCAGAAUGCCUUUGAAGGCUAUAAUGCUUGCAUCUUUGCCUAUGGGCAAACUGGAUCUGGAAAAUCAUACACAAUGAUGGGCACUGCUGACCAGCCUGGAUUAAUCCCUAGACUUUGCAGUGGACUCUUUGAAAGAGCACAGAAAGAGGAAAAUGAAGAGCAAAGUUUCAAAGUGGAAGUAUCCUACAUGGAGAUAUACAAUGAGAAAGUCAGAGAUCUUCUUGACCCAAAAGGAAGCCGUCAGUCAUUAAAAGUUAGAGAACACAGCGUUUAUGGUCCUUAUGUAGAUGGCCUAUCCAAACUAGCUGUUGCAAGCUACAAGGACAUCGAGUCCUUGAUGUCCGAGGGCAACAAAUCUCGAACAGUGGCUGCAACCAACAUGAAUGAGGAGAGCAGUCGGUCCCAUGCAGUCUUCAAGAUUAUCCUCACCCACACGCUCUAUGAUGUACAAUCAGGGACAUCAGGUGAGAAGGUGGGCAAGCUGAGUCUGGUGGACUUAGCAGGUAGUGAAAGGGCAACUAAGACUGGUGCUGCGGGAGACAGGCUGAAAGAAGGAAGCAACAUUAACAAAUCCCUGACAACUCUUGGGCUGGUUAUUUCUGCCCUGGCAGAUCAGGCUGCUGGCAAGAACAAGAACAAAUUUGUUCCUUAUCGUGAUUCUGUGCUCACCUGGUUACUUAAAGAUAGCCUUGGUGGGAACAGCAAGACUGCCAUGGUAGCAACAGUAAGCCCAGCAGCAGACAACUAUGAUGAGACCCUUUCAACACUGAGGUACGCAGACCGGGCCAAGAACAUCGUUAAUCAUGCCGUGGUGAACGAAGACCCCAAUGCUCGCAUUAUUCGGGAGCUCCGUGAGGAAGUGGAGAAGCUGCGAGAACAGCUCACAAAAGCAGAGGCUAUGAAAUCUCCAGAAUUAAAAGAACGAUUGGAGGAAUCGGAAAAGUUGAUUCAGGAAAUGACUGUGACCUGGGAAGAAAAAUUAAGAAAAACAGAGGAGAUAGCACAG